Molecule: messenger RNA, 954 nt
Organism: Paramacrobiotus metropolitanus
Lineage: Eukaryota; Metazoa; Tardigrada; Eutardigrada; Parachela; Macrobiotidae
Exons: 1
Coding region: 287-628 (113 amino acids)
Cellular component (GO): membrane; intracellular membrane-bounded organelle
Molecular function (GO): heme binding
Source: RefSeq, a predicted model, not a curated record
CUUCCGCUGGCCAAUUGACAGUAAACCGGUAUAUCCGGCUAAAUUGAAAGCCCAUUGUACAGCACACACCGUUCGUCCAAAAUACAGCUGGUCGCACAGACACAGCUGACGCUGGCAGUGCAGCACAGUCUGCAGGCAAAUCAACGUGAAUCAACACACGCUACAGCACAUAUUUCCAACUUUCUCCAAUUCAUUUUCCGUCUUCCUCCAUACCCGCCAGUAAAAUCGUCUACCGAAUUUUUUCUCGUAGACUGUGAUUAUAUAAUAUUUUUCUGACGGUUCCAUCAUGACGGCCCCGAAAUCCAGCAUCCAGCAGCUGACAUGGGAAGAUGUCUUGUCGCACAACGAAGAGCGAUCUGUGUGGGUAGUGGUGCACGGGAAGGUGUACGAUGUGACGGCGUUCCUGGCCAGUCAUCCCGGUGGACCGGAUAUUCUGCUGCAGUUUGCGGGGAAGGACGGGACGGAGGCAUGGGAGGAUGCGGGGCAUAGUAAGGAUGCCCGCCAGAUGAUGCAGCAGUAUUGCAUUGGUAAUGUGGCCGGGGAGCGACCGGUUAGUUUGGCGGCCGCGGAGAAGGAGAAACACGGCCACGGGCACGGCGAAAAGAAGAAGGACUGCGUUAUUAUGUGAAUGAUUUUGUACUGGCAGAAAAAUAUUGUAAGAUGUUGAAUGUGCGUCGACCAAAAGAGAUAUGGUGAUUUUAUGGAGACUAUAGCUUCAGAUUUACGUGGGUGGCUAUUUUACAUAAAUCGUAUUUUGUCAUGUGGCAUACUUCUAUGGUAUUUUGGCUACUUGUAUCUGUAUGUAUGCAUAUGGACGUUAUGUAAUUUGGGGUACAUCAGUUAAUGAACUGCGCUGCUUCGACCGUGGCGCACAUUUUCAACGUUUCGCUCCCUGUUUCCGCUUUCAGAAGUUCUUUUGUAGAUAAUCCGUUAAUAUGUGUGUGGAGAAUUCAA